UAUCUCAUCAAACACACCUCGUUUCAUUUAGUAAUACUUAGCGACACAGACACACACCUCCAUACCACAUCCCUACCCCAAAAUGGCUUCUCCUAAUGUAGCCAAAACUCUAGUAAGCCUCAUUGUGCUAGGGACUAUCCUAGCAGGAGCCCUGCCCAAUGUGAUGGCUCAAAACUGUGGUUGCAGCCCUGACCUUUGCUGCAGUAGGUUCGGAUUCUGCGGUUCCAGCGAUGCCUACUGCGGCGAAGGUUGCCAAGCCGGACCAUGUAAAGGUUCUCCCAGUAACAAUGGUGGUUCGGUAGCUUCUGUAGUGACACCACAAUUUUUCAAUGGGAUAGUCAACAAGGCUACUGGGAACUGUCCCGGCAAGAGCUUCUACAACCGAGAUGCCUUUAUCAAUGCUGCGAACUCGUUUGGUCAAUUUGGGUCUGGCUCUGCUGAUCAAUCUAAACGUGAGAUUGCAGCUUUCUUUGCCCAGAUUACCCACGAAACUGGAUUUCUAUGCCAUAUAGAGGAGAUCGGAGGUGCAAGUCAAGAUUACUGCGACAGGUCAAGAACAGAUUAUCCGUGCAACCCAAGCAAGAAAUACUACGGCCGUGGACCACUUCAGCUGACAUGGAACUAUAACUAUGGAGCUUUUGGCAAGGCCAACAACAUUGAUGUCUUGAACGCACCUGAAAAAUUGGCACAGGACGCCGUCGUUUCGUUCAAAUCUGCUUUGUGGUUCUGGAUGGAGAAUGUUCAUUCUGUGAUGGGCCAAGGAUUUGGUGCCACCACAAGAAAGAUCAAUGGUGCUCUUGAAUGCGAUGGCAAGCAGCCUGACAAAGUUCAAGCUCGCAUCAACUAUUACAAUGACUAUUGCAGACAGCUUGGUGUUGCUCCUGGGAACAAUCUCUCUUGCUAAGAAAGUUAUAAUAAUCUAUAAUAAAUAUAGAUGGUCAUCAGCUUUUUCAGCUGAUUGCUUCUAAUAUUAUAUAUAUAAAUAUAUAUAUAUAUAUAUGUGUGUGAAUAAAGAGGUGGUGGCCUUGUCUGAAUAGUCGCUGCGAACUGUACUUUCUCAUCAAAAUUGUUCCAUUUCAAAACGAAUAAUCUAUAUUUAAUUGUUUUGGAAAACAUAAUGAGUAAUACAUACAAAGAGCAAUAGUUAUAAUAAAUUUUCACUAAAAGAAAAUAGUUAUAAUAAAUUGUAGACCAAUCUUGCCAUUUUAUCGUUACA
This is a messenger RNA of Humulus lupulus (European hop), 1216 nucleotides long. Its product is annotated as endochitinase EP3-like. Gene Ontology annotation, molecular function: chitinase activity; chitin binding. The transcript is spliced from 2 exons. Bases 83 to 904 code for a protein of 273 amino acids. Lineage: Eukaryota; Viridiplantae; Streptophyta; Magnoliopsida; Rosales; Cannabaceae. Gene Ontology annotation, biological process: carbohydrate metabolic process; cell wall macromolecule catabolic process; chitin catabolic process. The record is from RefSeq and is a predicted model, not a curated record.